Molecule: messenger RNA, 811 nt
Organism: Drosophila erecta
Lineage: Eukaryota; Metazoa; Arthropoda; Insecta; Diptera; Drosophilidae
Exons: 3
Coding region: 134-811 (225 amino acids)
Molecular function (GO): oxygen binding; heme binding
Source: RefSeq, a predicted model, not a curated record
CUAAGUAUGCUAUGAAAAACCUUGUUCUAACAAUGUAAAGUAGAUCCACACAUUUUAAAUAUUUUUCAUUGCGCGUUCUUGUUCCUCUUUUGUAUACUAUUUCGAUAAAUUUGGUGAAAAUAAACAAAAUUUGAUGAUGAGUGAAGAAAUAAUUGGAGAGAAAACUUCCUUAUCAAGCCUUAUCUACCCGAAGCGCAUACCAAAUAUUAAGUUUGGUCCUAUAAAAGACGAAAUGGGCUUCACACUCAGCGAAAGAUUGGCCCUCAGACAGGCGUGGAACUUGAUCAGACCCUUUAAGCGGCGCUACGGUCAGGACGUAUUCUACAGCUUCUUAAAUGAUUACUAUUGGGGUAUUACAAAGUUCGUGAACGGAGCUGAGCUCAACCUGAAAGCCCUGCACUCACAUGCCUUGCGAUUUAUCAACUUUUUUGGACUUCUAAUCGAGGAGAAAGAUCCAGUAGUGUUCCAGCUGAUGAUAAAUGAGAACAACCACACCCACAGUCGCUGCAAAGUGGGCUCCGUUUCUAUUGGGCACCUGGCCCAGGCCCUGGUGGACUAUGUGCUCAAGGUGUUCCACAAGGUCAGCUCCCCGUCACUGGAACAGGGCUUGGACAAACUCGUGGAGAAGUUCCAGAACUACCAGGACCAUCAGUCGAUUACCUCCGCAUACAAUCGCCCGAGUAAGGCGAACUCUGAUGCCCGACCUCCCAGAGGAAACCCAGUGGAAGCCCAGGGCAUGAAUCGGAAUUAUAUCGGGCUACGUAACUCAGCCGCGGACGCUGUCUCUGCCACCGCGAUAUCAGGCUUCUAG